UGGGGGGAAGGAAUCAAACCCCGAAGAUGGCGGCGGCGUCGGAGGAGCGGAUGGCUGAGGAAGGAGGCGGCGGCCACGGCGACGGCGGCUCCUCUUCGGCCGCCGGCUCUGCUCAGCGACAGCCCCCACCGCCCCCACCGCAGCCCUCGCAGCCGGGGUCCCAGGCGCCCCCGGGCCCAGCGCUUGCUGCGGACCAGCUGCCUCAAAACAACACGCUGGUGGCGCUGCCCAUCGUAGCCAUCGAGAACAUCCUCAGCUUUAUGUCCUACGACGAAAUUAGCCAGCUCCGCCUGGUUUGUAAGAGAAUGGACUUGGUUUGCCAGAGAAUGUUGAAUCAGGGAUUUCUGAAGGUGGAGAGGUACCAUAAUCUAUGUCAGAAACAAGUUAAAGCACAACUCCCAAGGAGAGAGUCGGAAAGAAGAAACCAUUCAUUAGCUCGUCAUGCAGACAUCCUUGCUGCUGUUGAAACAAGGCUGUCACUGCUAAAUAUGACUUUCAUGAAGUAUGUGGACUCCAAUCUCUGUUGCUUCAUCCCAGGAAAGGUGAUUGACGAAAUUUAUCGUGUAUUGAGAUAUGUCAAUUCUACCAGAGCCCCUCAGCGAGCUCAUGAAGUACUUCAAGAGUUAAGGGACAUUUCCUCCAUGGCAAUGGAAUACUUCGAUGAGAAGAUUGUUCCAAUUCUAAAGAGGAAAUUACCAGGAUCAGAUGUAUCUGGAAGACUCAUGGGCUCCCCUCCAGUCCCAGGACCUUCUGCUGCCCUAACGACAAUGCAGCUCUUCUCCAAGCAGAACCCUUCAAGACAAGAGGUCACCAAACUCCAGCAGCAGGUUAAAACAAAUGGUGCUGGCGUGACUGUUCUCAGGCGUGAAAUUUCUGAGCUCCGCACCAAAGUGCAAGAACAGCAGAAACAGCUUCAGGACCAGGAUCAGAAACUGCUAGAGCAGACCCAGAUCAUAGGUGAACAGAACGCACGGUUGGCAGAGCUGGAACGCAAACUGCGAGAAGUAAUGGAGAGUGCAGUCGGAAACUCCUCGGGUUCAGGGCAGAAUGAGGAGUCUCCUCGGAAACGAAAAAAGGCAACGGAAGCCAUAGACUCUCUUAGGAAAUCUAAACGUCUUCGCAAUAGAAAGUAAAUUGGAAUGUGGUUGUAGCGCCAGAAGAAGACAUGGCUUAGUAGCUUAAGCAGUUACGCGUAUCAGGGCACUGUGAGCACCAUGGCGUCCCUUGGGCUUCUAGGCUGUCAGAACACAACUUAAACGUGAACUCUUUCAUGGUUAAGGCAUUCUUCCCCGCUUCUCCUGGGUGAACUGAUGCACAGAAUCUUUUCCUUUGCAAUAGAUUUGUACUAACCAGACCUGUUCUAUCAUGUUUUGAGGAGUUAACUUUCCUGUGCAGAUAAUGUUUAACGUUUGUUUCUGCAUACGUGCACAUUACAUAAGGAUCUUAAACAAACCCAGUCUCGAGAGACUAGAAGUUAAGUUUAAAUACAGAAAAUGUCCUGCUCACUUGAAAGAAAAGACCUACUUUUUAAAUGGACACUAUCUUGUUUUUUAAAAAAAAGUUGACUUUUUGUUAUAAGUGACCUUUGUCUGGAAUGUCUGAAAAGUAGUUUAUGCUUUUUGGUAUUGAAGUAAUGGGUAACUAAAGCGGACUUACAUAGUAUUGACUGUAGAAGGGGCCUCUACAGUACUGACUAUAUAUUUUUAUAAACUGGCAAGGGACUUACCCAGUUGUUAUAUACAUGUUCUCAGUUCUCUUUGGGGGCCAUGUCCUACAUUUGCAUGGAUGGAUGCAUGCAUUGCCUAAUCAGCUCACUUAAAAAGCUCUUGCACUGGUAUUGAUCUUGAACCUUUAUACAUCACUUUUUAGAGCAGCUUCUUAGUUUAUUUAAGCGCUUAACAUCUUCCACCACAACAGCUUGCCUCUAGAGGGUAAUUGUUAGUCCAUUUGCCCUCCGGUUUUACAGGGGCAAGAGAGUAUUGAAGCCCAUUGCUGUAUCUAUUCUCUGUAGGGCUCAGGUACACUGGAUAAGGCAGAACCCCAAGUUCCAAGGCUCUUUCUGUUGAUAUCAGACCGCCAGUAACUAGUACUGCUCCUUACUCAGCACUGUGUCACUUGCUGAUCAACUGUGAUUGAAUAGGGGACACAACUGUAGGAUGCAGUUUUGGCAUUGAAGCAGAGUUCAUUGAAGAAAAAUUGUACUAUGAAGAAGCAUUUCAUUUCUGGAGGUGAUCUUAGGGAGGCUUUUUGGUAUUAAUUCUGAGCUUUCCUUAUCCUCCAAUGUUAAACAAAAGCUUUAAUUUCUUUUGCACUCCUGUUUUGAGCGUGUAACCGGAAAAGCAUGUCUUGCACUGUUUAGCCUUUUGAGUGGUCACUUUAACAACCUCCAAAUUGUGUACAGUGUUCAUUUUUCCCGGUUGUGUAUUCUUGAGACAUUAUCCAACUAUCACUGUCCUAGUUUUAUUUUAUGUACUAAAUUAUGUAGCUGUUAUUUGUUAAAUUCUUUUAAGCAGCUGUUGCCUUGGGCUUCAGUUAUUUAAAGUAAAUUUAGGUGUAAAGUAGAAAAUGGUCCCUUUCCAGGUGGGAGUUUGACACCUGUAUAAACCUAAGGUUUUGGUAAGUACCUUCGUUGAAUAAAAGCACAAGGCUGCCACCGUUUACAUCCGUCCAACAUGACAUGGUUAUGCAUCCUUUAGAUUAACCUCACCAAAUGAAACUUUUUCCUGUCCAUUUUUAAUAUUGUCCUUACACAAUAUUGUCCUUAGAUUUUGGUCAAUUCUAUGUCUAACUUUGAAACUCCAUUUACAAUGUAGUAUGUUUUCAAUGAAAAACCAUAAAGUAACAUCCAAGUGUUUCAUGGCUUGUUGGGAAGAUAAUUUUAAAAUAAACAAUUUCCAAAAAAACAUUUGUCAGCCAAGGUCAUCCGUAAAAGUCCCCGCUGGAGAUCAUUUUCUCAGCAGGUCUCGUUUUUGUAAUCAUAGGAUUUAGCCAUAUUGUCAUAACUUUGGAGGAGGCCUACUGGAACACUCACGGCCUUUAAUAGUCUGCUUUGCUGGUAUUGGAAGACUCUUAAAAUGACCAAGUACAUGUUUACAGGGUUACGAAGUAUGACCCUUAUGCAUUGGAGGGAUAUAGCCUUAGAUUGUUUCUUUCAUAGUAGUUAAUGAAUUGCCAAGAAUUUCCUGAAUUUCUUUUUAAACUACAUCUAGAUACCCUAAGUGGACCUAUAGUCUUCCAUUGGUGAACAUGAGUACAUGGCAUUCAUAAUAAGCAUUCACACUGUUAGAAUGUAGGUUUUCUAUUUCAAGAUCCAAACUUCUACAGCAUACACUUGUAACCACCUGUCCAUAAGGCUGAUGAGUUGCGCUUGUUGAUGCAUGAAUGUUCCAUAACAGAGAAUAAAACACUACAUUUUAGUCUUAACUCGUAGACUGUCUAGCUCAAACACGUUAGGAAACUGCCUUCACCAUUAAUCAGGUGUUUGCUUUUGGAUGGCAUAGUGGUAUUUAAGGUUCAACAAAUGACAAAUUAUUUUGAUCGUCUAAAACUGACAUAUUUCAGGAAAAUUGUAAAUUCGCUUCCUGAGAGAGCCAUCCUGCCCUGCGUUAGAAGUCAGUGAUUUAAAUGCUGUAUGCUGUUAAUACUGUAUUGUCCUAGAGCUACAUUUCAUGAAGUAUUCCAUCAUCUUCCUUGGCUGUUUUUCAGAGACUUCUCUAUUGUAAUGGAUCGUUCCCAUUUACGCAUUUAUUAUGGUACAACACUACAGACGUGCAUCAAAUGUGAAAAGGCAUACAUAAGAAAUUAAGGGGAUUGGUCCCACCCCCUCGCCCCAACCAGAGCCUCUGCAUAGAUCCACAUGGACUUGUUUUACUUGAUUUUCACAUAUUUUGAGGUUCUUGAACCUGUUGUUUCUCAAACUCCUCUUUUGAUGUAUAGAGCCAGGAAAUAACGGGGCAAACAAAAAUAUUCCAAGUGAUCAUACUGUUUAAAGACUAUUGGGGCGCCGUUGGGUCUAAAGCCACUGGUUUUGAAGCAACUUUUUUUUUUUUUUUUUUAAACGUGUUUUUUGGAGUACUGAACUUUACAGGGGCUUGCCUUAAUCUCUAUUUAGUAGUUUCAAAAUAAAUGCGCUAUUCUACAUGUUGAAAUAUUCUAUGUAGCCCCAAAAGUGGG
Messenger RNA from Trichechus manatus latirostris (Florida manatee), 4173 nucleotides. RefSeq names its product F-box protein 28 (gene FBXO28). Lineage: Eukaryota; Metazoa; Chordata; Mammalia; Sirenia; Trichechidae. The coding region runs from base 27 to 1133 and encodes 368 amino acids. The transcript is spliced from 5 exons. The record is from RefSeq and is a predicted model, not a curated record. Gene Ontology annotation, molecular function: protein binding. Gene Ontology annotation, biological process: protein polyubiquitination.